AAAACACCAGCUUGGAUUAUUAUUGUUGUUGUUUUUUUCGAUUUGGGAAUCCUCGCUUUUGCUUUGUUUGUUGUAUUAAUUAUUCUUAAACUUGUUAGUAAUAUAAGGAAGGUCGAUAUCAAUACAUUCAGAACACAACAAAUAUGUUAUCACUAUUACUUGACUGGAUCAACAUCAGCAGAACCUUCUAAAGAAGAAAAGUAUAAUAUUGAUCCGAUUAAUCUGGAUUUUGGAAAUGAAACAAAACCAACGGAUGUUGGAGACACAAGAUUUGAAAAAAUCGAAGUCACGAAUUACAGUCGAAACAAAUAUUUAAUGAUCAUAUUCCACACCCCUAACAACCCAAAAUUCAUAUUCCAUUUCGACCCACAAGUCCUCUUCGUUCGGCCAAAUGGGAAGAAAAUUAUAACAUGUUACUGCACACUCUUUUGCACGACAAAAGUGCGUAACAUGAAAAUCCCGUUUACGAUGUGGCAAUCAACAAAUAAAAAAGUGUUAAAUGACAUUGCCGAAUUACUAAAAGACAAAACAUUCGAGACAUUCACUCAACAAGACCAGACCGAAAUGAAUAAACUCAAAAAGAAUGUCUCUCGCCACAAACAUUAUUAUUUCACUAUAAGAACUGAUGCCUCAAGUUCGACCCAGAUAGAUAUGGAUGAGUUAAAUAUAUACGAGACUCCGAUAGCUGAGGGAGCGAUGGGGAAAGUGUUUAUAGGCAACUACAGAAGUGUCCCCGUUGCCAUCAAGCAGUUCAAGUGGGAGAAUUUGUCAGACGAUGAGAUGAAAGAAUUGAAGAAUUCUGUGAUAGCGGAGUGUGAGAUGAUGAGUAAACUACGCAAUCCGUUCAUAGCCAAUUACAUGGGGUCAGUGACUUAUCUCCCACAAGUCUCAAUGGUCAUUCAAUUCUUUGUGUUGGGCGCAUUGGGGGAGUACUUACGUGAUACCAAAGAGGACUUUCUACGUCUUCCAUACAAACUGAAAGUGCGGAUGUUGUUUGAUACGGCACGUGGCAUGGAGUUUCUUCACGAGAACAAGAUCAUGCACUUGGACUUAAAACCAGACAAUUUGUUGGUCAACUCACUUGACUUCAACAGUGCCUGUACUAUCAAAAUCACCGAUUUUGGGACAUCGCGAUUCACGAAGAAGUCAAUUAAUAACAGCGACGACAAAGGACUCGGAACACCAAUAUACGCAGCACCUGAGACUUUUCAAGAUGUCUACACUAACGCGGGUGAUGUCUACUCAUUCGCUAUAACUGCGUGGGAACUCUUUUACCAAGAAGAACCUUAUAUGCACUUCAAGUCAAUUUUUGAGAUCAAGGAUUAUGUCAUAUCGGGAAGAAGACUUACAAUUGACGAGAAAAUGCCAAAGACACUUAAAAAGUUGAUUGAAAUGUGUUGGAUAAGUGUACCUGAUAAUCGACCAACAUUCGACGCGAUUACUAAGUACUUGGUCGACGUCGAUAAAGAAAUACCAGAAACGGGAAUAGAUAAUCAGCUGGCUUGUUCAAGUGACCAAAUUGAUGUUAUAAUUAACAAAAGGACACAGAGAAUGAAAGCAUUUUUAGAACAGUAA
Entamoeba invadens IP1 is the source of this 1575-nucleotide messenger RNA. Its product is annotated as protein tyrosine kinase domain containing protein. NCBI's taxonomy places the organism in Eukaryota, Evosea, Mastigamoebida, Endamoebidae. The annotation marks the transcript as partial. The transcript has 2 exons. Gene Ontology annotation, biological process: protein phosphorylation. The record is from RefSeq and is a predicted model, not a curated record. Gene Ontology annotation, molecular function: protein kinase activity; ATP binding.